Phodopus roborovskii (desert hamster) is the source of this 2962-nucleotide messenger RNA. RefSeq names its product HEPACAM family member 2 (gene Hepacam2). The coding region runs from base 82 to 1533 and encodes 483 amino acids. Lineage: Eukaryota; Metazoa; Chordata; Mammalia; Rodentia; Cricetidae. The record is from RefSeq and is a predicted model, not a curated record. The transcript is spliced from 10 exons.
CACUGCUAAUUUCCCUAGCAAAUAAACCAGCAGCUGCUGGUCCAUGAACCAACUUGCCACUGAGAACAGGGCGCUGUAUGCAUGGGACAGGAUGCUUUUAUGGAGCCCCUCAGCAGCAUGGUUGGGAUCUUUCUGUGCAAAAUAUACUUUCUUCUUAUAGCAGGUGUUUGUUCGGGGCUGAAGGUGACCGUGCCUUCACACACAGUCCACGGCAUCAGGGGACAGGCCCUCUACCUCCCCGUGCACUAUGGCUUCCACACUCCAGCAUCUGACAUCCAGAUUAUAUGGCUGUUUGAAAGAUCCCACACAAUGCCCAAAUACUUGCUGGGCUCCGUGAAUGAAUCUGUGGUUCCUGACUUGGAAUACCAGCACAAGUUCACCAUGAUGCCACCCAAUGCAUCUCUCCUCAUAAAUCCGCUGCAGUUCUCCGACGAGGGCAAUUACAUUGUGAAGGUCAACAUCCAGGGAAAUGGAACUCUGUCUUCAAGUCAGAAGAUACAAGUCACCGUUGAUGAUCCUGUCAUGAAACCAGUGGUUCAGUUCCAUCCUGCUUCUGGGGCUGUAGAGUAUGUGGGCAACAUUACCUUGACCUGCCAGGUGGCAGGGGGUACCAGGCUAGUUUACCAGUGGCUAAAAAAUGGGAAACCGGUUUGCAUCAACUCCAGCCACUCCCUUUCUCCCCAAAACAACACCCUUUGGAUUGCUCCAGUGACAAAGGAUGACAUUGGGAACUACAGUUGCCUUGUCUCAAACCCUGUCAGUGAGAUGGAAAGUGACAUCAUUAUGCCCACCAUAUAUUAUGGACCUUAUGGACUUCAAGUUAAUUCUGACAAGGGGCUAAAAGUGGGAGAAGUGUUCACUGUGGACCUAGGAGAAGCCAUCCUGUUUGACUGUUCUGCUGAUUCUUAUCCACCCAACACUUACUCCUGGAUCCGAAGAUCUGACAACACGACAUACGUCAUUAAACAUGGGCCUCGUUUAGAAGUUGCAUCUGAGAAAGUGGCCCAGAAGACCACUGACUACAUGUGCUGUGCUUACAACAACAUAACGGGAAGGCGAGAUGAAACCCGUUUCACUGUCAUCGUCACUUCUGUAGGACUGGAGAAGCUUGCACAAAAAGGAAAAUCACUGUCCCCAUUAGCAAGUAUAACUGGAAUAUCGCUGUUUUUGAUUAUAUCCAUGUCUCUUAUUUUUCUGUGGAAAAAAUAUCAACCUUGCAAAGUUAUAAGGAAGAAGCUAAAAGGCCGACCAGAGUCCGUGUACAGAAAAGCUCAAACAUUUUCAGGCCAUGAAGAUGCUCUGGGUGACUUCGGAAUAUACGAAUUUGUGACUUUUCCAGAUGCGUCUGGUGUUCCCAGGAUGCCAAGUAGGUCCGCUCCAGCCCUUGAUGGCGUGACAGGGCAAGAUUUUCUUGGAACCAUUUAUGAAGUUAUUCAUCACAUCCCUGCCCAACAAGACAAUCUAGAUGUGGCCCUGAGGAAUCCACAUCUGGGUAUGAAAGGCUCAGUCAGGCCAGUGCUGAGGCCAUCUUAGUAAUCCUCAUGACUUGGCAGUGACCAUGGUCAUUUUACAGCUGCAAUGCUCUGUCACUAAAGAUAACACCGGCAAAAGGCUACCAAGGGAGAAUGGCCGAGUCACAUCAAAGGCCCCACGUCCUCCCAUUCAAGGCUGACUGUUCCCACGUGCAUAAGACUGCUCCCUCCAAGAACAAAACCUGUGUUGAAACAAAAGACAGCAAACAACUUACCCAGUUAAGCUCAAGGUUUUUACUAGAAGACCUGUCUCUUCUCUGCCACGGAGGAGCUAAGCCCACAGUCUCCUGAAAUAAUAAGAUCAACUUCUGUUUAUGUGUAUGUAGCCGCCUGCAGGCCUAACUGCCUCAAAUCGUCUCCCACCCUUUCUUUAGCUGUCAUUUGUUGACUUUGAAAAGAACAUCAAUAACCACACACAGGAACUUCCCCUCUGGCAAAUGGAACAGUUCCAACAAUGUAAUUCCUGCUUGCUUCUGGGUGAAUAUUAAAAAUGACAGCUAAGAGUACAUGAGUGCAUGGAAAACCAUCUGAUGGGGGAAGAGCCCACACACGGGGACAAUGCAGUUGCUUUAGAACUAAAUAUGUGACAAGAAACUUCAGAGGACCCUGUCAGAAAAAAUGCACAUGAAUUUCUGGCUUGAAAUUUAAAAAAAAAAAAAAAGUUUUGGUUUGAAGCAAUAUAUCGCUCGAACUGCCGCCAUUCAGGAAGGAGACACAAUACCAAGAUUCUUGAAAAAUAAAACACUAAAAUGAUACCUGUCCCUCUCUCUUUCUGGAACAGGGGAUGGGGGAAUGUUUUGUUUUCAUACUCUUCUUUUUUGCUUGACAAAUAUUUGUUGUGCAUAGUUAUGGGGUACUAUGUAAUUGUUUUGACCCAUGUAUACCUUGAUUAAUGAUCAAAUCAUGUUGGUUAGCAUAUCUGUCACCAUAACGCUUGAGAUAGUGUCUGCUUCCUAAGACUCAAUCCAGUAAAGAAUGGUUCAGUUUGUGAAGUGCUUGCCUCAAGUGGAGGCCUGAGCUUGGAUCCCAGAACCCACACAGCAAAGCCUGGCAGAGCAGCAAGCACCCAGAGCCACAGGGAUGCAGACCAGAGACAGAAAAAUCCCAGGAGUUUAUUGGCCAGUCAGACUAGCCCAGGUCCAGGAAGACCUUGUUUCAAAUAAAUAAAUAAAUAAAUAAAUAAAUAAAUAAAUAAAUAAAUCAAUCAAUCAAUCAGAAAAGCAAUUGAAGAAGACACCUGGUGAUGACCUUUCCUCUUGCAAACAUAUACAAACACAUACACAUAAAUAUACAUACACACACACAUACAUGUUCACAGUAAAUUGGUCUGUUUUCAUAUGCUAGUACUCAGCUCAAUGAUUUGUUUAGUGAACAUACAGUUGCAUUUGCUGAAAUAUCAUUCAUUAAUACCAUUAAAUGAUCUUGGCUCA